Molecule: messenger RNA, 4032 nt
Organism: Aspergillus tanneri
Lineage: Eukaryota; Fungi; Ascomycota; Eurotiomycetes; Eurotiales; Aspergillaceae
Gene: CLA4
Product: Protein kinase
Exons: 8
Coding region: 1-4032 (1343 amino acids)
Biological process (GO): protein phosphorylation; intracellular signal transduction; NADP+ biosynthetic process
Cellular component (GO): cytoplasm
Molecular function (GO): NAD+ kinase activity; protein serine/threonine kinase activity; ATP binding
Source: RefSeq, a predicted model, not a curated record
AUGCCGUCAGGCAUACAGGGCGGUGAGAGCCGUGGCCGUGACUGCAAGUUCUUGCCUGAACUUUUCAUCCACGUCAAGAUGCGACCUGCGCUUAUUCGAACGCUAUCCAUCCGGCCUGGAGCCCUGAGAUCUACACGAACAUCAUGGACGCGAGCUUUUGCAUCGUCCUCGCGUCGGUAUGAGAUGCGAGAUAUUGAGACGCUCCCUCAACGACUGAUACCCAAAUACCAAGAAUUCCAAGAAGGUGACCUUCUCUCUCUACACUGGCCCGCGCCUCUCAGGAAUAUCUUUGUGGUCAAAAAGAAUUGCGUCCCGGAGGUCACAGAGUCUCUGAUCGAAUUUGCAAACCAUGUCAUGUCCACAUAUCCGUUGGUCGCCAUCAUUCUAGAGCCCAAAACGGCAGCAGAGGUGCAUUCAUCCCUUCCUUUUCCCGUCUACACGACCCAGCUGGACCGGCUGCCGGCUGCGCUGCACAAGAAGGCGGAUCUUACUGUUACUCUUGGAGGAGAUGGUACCAUCUUACAUGCCUCAUCGUUGUUUGCUACGUGCUACAAUGUACCCCCUGUCCUGUCGUUCAGCAUGGGCACCUUGGGGUUCUUAAGUGAAUGGAAGUUCGCCGAGUACAAGCGCGCAUUUCGCGAAGUAUACAUGUCCGGGGCGGGAGUUGGGGACCGGGCACCCGUGCUGGAGGGCCGCGACUUGACUGUAGCAGACGACGGGCUGCCGCCGGGGAUAGGCCCAACCGGAUGGUCCUCGAUCCGUGGAAAGUCGAUGGGAUCGAGCCGUGGCGCUCACAUUCUGAUGCGGAAUCGUCUAAAGGUAGGGCUAUUCACAGCCGACGGGAAACCAGUUCAACGGAACGAGGAAUCCGUUCCCAUGCAGGGGACCUUGGGCAGAGAGGGGGUAUAUGUGAUGAACGAGGUGCUUCUCCACCGUGGAAAGGAGCCGCAUCUUGCCGUGGUGGAUGUGUACGUCGGCGGACGGUUUCUGACGGAGGCCGUCGCGGACGGCAUCAUCAUCUCGACGCCCACCGGAAGUACUGCCUAUAGCCUCAGUAGUGGAGGGAGUAUCGUACAUCCAUUGGUGCCGUCCGUUCUGCUCACCCCGAUCUGCGCGCGGAGCCUUAGUUUCCGCCCUUUGGUUCUGCCGUCCAGUACGCCAAUCACACUACGCUUGAGUGAGAAGAACCGGGGCCGGGAGCUGGAGAUGAGUAUUGACGGUGUCAAUAUGGGACAGGGAAUGGCGGUUGGCAUGGAAGCCCGAGUGUGGAAUGAAGAGAUGCGGCACGGCAAGAAUGAAUGGCAAGGCGGCGUCCCGUGCGUGAUGCGCAGGAUCGUGGGUGGCGAGGCGCAUGAUGGCUGGUUAAUUGCUCCUGAGCCAAAUCAUCUCACCGACUCCCCACUCUUGACCUCUGUCAGUGUGUCGGAUUCUCGAGGCCUUUGCGUCUCGCUCCACACCUGGACAAUGACCAACAUGUAUUCACCUGAACAGUUCAUGAACCCCGGACCGGCCCCUCGCCCCCCCGGCGACCGUCCCAAGCUGAAUCUCCCCCCAGCUCAGUCCGCAGCCACCUCAUUUAGCCAAAUGAACCUAAACUCCCCGAGCACGCCAGGAUCCGGCAACUUGUCUCUGUUCCCCAAUACCAGUUCGACUUCCCUCAUGCCGACCAAAACGAACCAGUCCCUACAGGGCGGGGUUGCCGUGAUUAAAGAGGGCUAUGUGCGCUCCAAAGAGGACAAGUUUCUGGCCACUUGGAACCAGCGAUAUCUGAUUCUGCGGGAGUUCCGCUUGGACUUUCUGAAGAAUGAGACCGGGAAGGUCGUUCUUUCCAUCCCACUCUCGACUGUCACCGGGGUUUCGCGCUCGGAAGACACGCGGAUGGCCUUCGAGAUCGUCCGCCUGGCCAACCCGAAAGAUGCCUCAUCUAAGUCGGCCCUGAUUACUCGCGACGUGCCUACCAAGAGCAUCACCUGUGAAGUGAAGAGUGACGACGAGAUCUACGACUGGAUCGAUAAGAUCUACGAACGCUGUCCCGGCAUGGGUGGCGUGAGUAACCCGACCAAUUUCAGCCAUCGCGUCCAUGUCGGCUUUGAUCCACAAACCGGAGCCUUUGUUGGCCUGCCGCCCGAGUGGGAAAGACUGUUAACGGCCUCGGCCAUUACGAAGGAGGACUACAAGAAGAACCCCCAGGCCGUCAUCGAAGUGCUGGAGUUCUAUUCGGAUAUCAAGAUGCGCGAGCAAAACCCCCAGUAUUAUGCAGGGCUUGGCUCAACCUCCUCCAGCCAGUCAUCGAAAUCCUACAAUAAUGGCUCCAUGGGCAACUCGAUUGCGCCCCCACGACCACCACCGCCUGCUCCCUCGCAGCGCCUGGACAGUGGCCCUUCGAGUCGCUCAUCUCCUGUCCAGUCACAGGGUAAACCCGAGUCGGAUCGGGCACUGGAGCAGCAGCAGCAACUGGAACGGAUGAAGGAGAUGGCGGAGCAGGAGCGCCGCCGGGUGGAGGUCGAUGUUCGCCGGGCGCGCCUGCGCGAAGACGAGCAGAACCGGCUCGACCAAGAAGUGUACAAUGCCUCUCUACCAAAGACCCGUGUCCCCCUCGCUAAGCAGGAACUGGGAGGCUACGGUGGUCCCGAACCCUCGGUGAAUGACCGCUAUAAACCAAGCCGCCCUGCCCCGCAGGCUCCGGGAUCAGGCCGAUCCCAAGAUCCUUCUCGCCACCUGACAGCUCAGCGCCCAGCGCCAUCUCCGCCAACUGCUUCAAACCAGGGACACCGGCCUGGAGACUAUGGGUCUUCACGCGCCCCUGGCUCUCGGCCAGACGAGGGUUCCCCCAGCUCACGAUACCCUCCGCAUGAUGCCCGGGCUCAACCAUCCGCUACGCGCGCUCCGAACAGCAACGCUAAGGGACCACCGGCUCAGGGACCUCCUCCCACGAAACUUCCCGCUCCUGUGCAGCCCGUGAAACCCCUGAACAUCGCAAACAAGCAGACCACUAAUAAGGCGAAUGUCCCCGAUGGCGUCCGUCAGGCCGAGGCUGCGUUGACCAAGAAGCCAGAGCAACCCCGACAGAGGGAGGUUCGCAUGUCUAACAUGAGUGAAAAUGAAGUGAUGGAUCGUCUCAGAUCGGUGGUUUCUAAAGAUAACCCUAACGAAUCCUACAGCAAGCAACGCAAGAUCGGUCAAGGUGCGUCGGGAUCUGUGUACGUGGCACGGGUAAAGGAGCAUGCCGUUUCCCCAGUUGCGCGGGAGAUGUAUCGCCAAUACGGCCCCCGGUGCCAGGUGGCUAUCAAGCAGAUGGACCUGCGCAGCCAGCCCCGAAAGGAGCUAAUCGUUAACGAAAUUAUUGUGAUGAAGGACAGCCAGCAUGCGAACAUCGUCAACUUCCUGGACUCGUUCCUACAGGAACAGAGCAAUGAGCUCUGGGUUGUCAUGGAGUUCAUGGAGGGCGGUGCCUUAACGGACGUCAUUGACAACAACCCCGUGAUCCAGGAGGAUCAAAUCGCCACGAUAUGUGCAGAGACCUGCCAAGGACUGGCUCAUCUGCAUAGCCAGAAUAUCAUUCAUCGUGACAUCAAGAGUGACAACGUUCUUCUUGAUCGCGCCGGCCACGUCAAGAUCACCGAUUUUGGGUUCUGUGCUAAGCUCACCGAGUCGAAAAACAAGCGUGCAACGAUGGUCGGCACUCCAUACUGGAUGGCACCCGAAGUGGUCAAACAGAAGGAAUACGGCCCUAAAGUCGAUUGCUGGUCUCUAGGAAUCAUGGCCAUCGAGAUGAUUGAGUCGGAGCCUCCUUACUUGAACGAGGAACCACUCAAAGCCUUGUACCUCAUCGCGACAAAUGGUACCCCCCGUCUGAAGAAACCGGAGAAGCUGAGCAAGGAGCUUAAGUCCUUCCUCAGUGUCUGCCUCUGUGUCGAUGUCCGCAGCCGUGCCACCGCAGACGAGUUGUUGGCCCAUGAGUUCCUCAAAACUGGCUGCAGCCUCGCCAGCUUGGCCGAGUUAUUGCGGUGGAAGAAAAACAAUGGACAGUGA